GCGGAAGGUUCGUGUUUAACCCUCUGACACACGUGGAUCUGUGAGUAGUCUUUAGUGGGCAACAUCAUCACAGAGGUGACUACUCGACUGCUGUCUAACAAGGGUACUACUCGAACCGAUAUUAGGUCAUGCCUGUCAUACGGUUCUACAGGAGAGAGGAGGCAGGUAAAGGGCGGGUCAUACGCAGGAUCGAACAGCUCUAUCCUGAAGUCACCAUAACAACUGAGCUUUGCUACAAUGUGGAAGUGAACGGGUCCGAGUCUUUAAGCGUGGGGCAGAAAGAUGUUCUGCGCUGGUUGUUCACUCCUCCUUAUUCUGCUAGUCUGUCAGAAGAGCCCAGUUUAAAAACAAUGGAUGGGGCGAAACUGGUGGAGAUAGGUCCUAGGUUAAACUUCUCUACUGCUUGGUCCACCAAUGCCGUGUCUAUCUUCCAAAGCGCAGGCCUGAACCAGGUGUCCAGAGUAGAGCUCUCUCGUAGGCAUCUCGUCAAGCUACGGGAGGGACACAAUCGUGUGAUUAAGGAUGCAGAGAUGGAAACACUGGUUUGCAGCUUGUACGACAGCAUGACUGAAUGUGUUUACCCUCAGCCAAUCACAUCAUUUGCUGUUGAUGUUCGGCCACAGGAAGUUUUUGAGGUGGAUAUUCUAGGAAAGGGUCGUGCUGCCUUAGAGAUGGCCAAUGAUGAACUCGGGUUAGCGUUUGACUCAUGGGAUCUGGACUACUAUACUGCUCUUUUUCAAAAGGUGAAAAGAAAUCCAACCAGCGUUGAAUGCUUUGAUCUGGCUCAGUCCAACAGUGAGCACAGUCGCCAUUGGUUCUUCCGAGGACGCAUGAUCAUUGAUGGAGAGGAGCAGAAGGAGACACUCUUCAGCCUUAUUAUGGGCACUCAGCGCCAUAGCAACCAAAAUAACGUCAUCAAAUUCUGUGACAACAGCAGUGGUAUCAAAGGCAUGGAGCUGGAGUGUAUGUAUCCCACAAACCCUGCACAGGCCAGUCAGUAUGAAACCAGACGGACUACCAGACACGUCAUCUUCACAGCUGAGACGCACAACUUUCCCACAGGUGUUGCUCCAUUCAGCGGUGCUACCACAGGCACCGGCGGACGAAUCAGAGAUGUGCAGAGCGCCGGUAAGGGUGGACAUGUGAUCGCAGGGACUGCUGGGUACUGUUUUGGUAACCUCCACAUCCCAGGGUUUGUUCUCCCCUGGGAGGAGGAGGGGUGGGAGUAUCCAUCAAGCUUUGCAACUCCACUCCAGGUGGCUAUAGAGGCCAGUGAUGGAGCCUCUGAUUAUGGCAAUAAAUUUGGGGAGCCAGUCCUUUCAGGCUUUGCUCGUUCUUUUGGAAUGCGAUUGGCUAAUGGUGAGCGACGGGAGUGGAUCAAACCAAUCAUGUUCAGUGGAGGGUUGGGCUCUAUUGAAGACCAGAAUGUGAAGAAAGAGCCAGCUGAGCAAGGCAUGGAGGUGGUGAAAAUUGGAGGCCCAGUGUACAGGAUUGGUGUUGGUGGAGGUGCUGCCUCUUCUAUACAGGUUCAAGGUGAUAACUCAAGUGCUCGAGAUCUAGGUGCAGUUCAGAGAGGAGAUGCAGAAAUGGAGCAGAAGAUGAAUCGAGCUCUAAGGGCAUGCCUGGAGAGAACGGAAGGAAACCCCAUAUGCAGCAUACAUGAUCAGGGUGCUGGGGGUAACGGUAACGUGUUAAAAGAAUUAAGUGAGCCUGCUGGUGCAGUUAUUUAUACUAGCAAGUUUAAGAGAGGAGACCCUACCCUUAGUGUUUUAGAGCUGUGGGGGGCAGAGUAUCAGGAGAGUAAUGCUCUUUUGCUUCGUCCCUCUGACCGGAGCUUCCUUGAGAGAGUGUGUCAGAGGGAGAAAUGCCCCGUUGACUUUGUGGGCAAAAUAACCGGUGAUGGAAGGAUUGUGCUGGUGGACGACCUGCAUAAAGAAGCCAACAGGCUUGAUGGUGGGCGGAGCCCUGUGGAUCUGGAGCUGGAUUGGGUAUUGGGGAAGAUGCCACAAAAGGAGUUUGUGAUGCAACACAUGGCUGUUUCUCUGCAGCCUCUCUCUCUCCCAGCUGGUCUCUCUGUUCUUUCAGCUCUAGAGAGAGUUCUCCGACUGCCUGCAGUGGCCAGCAAACGCUACCUCACCAACAAGGUUGAUCGAUCUGUGACGGGUCUGGUUGCCCAGCAACAGUGUGUGGGUCCUCUGCACACACCACUCGCUGAUGUGGCUGUUGUCGCCCUGUCUGCGUUCAGCAUCCAGGGUGCAGCCACGGCGAUAGGCGAGCAACCAAUCAAAGGGCUGCUGUCAACAGCAGCUGGGGCUCGUAUGGCUGUGGGAGAAGCUCUCACUAACCUGGUGUUUGCAAGAGUGUCUGCUCUCAAGGAUGUGAAGUGCAGUGGUAACUGGAUGUGGGCUGCUAAGCUGCCGGGUGAGGGGGCGUGUCUGUGGGAGGCGUGUCAGGCCAUGUCUGAGGUCAUGGGCCAGCUGGGCGUGGCCGUGGAUGGAGGAAAGGAUUCUCUUAGCAUGGCAGCACGUGUCGGUGGAGAAACUGUUAAGGCACCUGGGUCUUUGGUUAUCUCCGUGUAUGCUGUAUGUCCUGACAUCACAGCCACUGUGACCCCUGACCUGGACAACCCUGAUGGCAAAGGUGUGUUACUGUAUGUACCCGUGAACCCAGGUAAACACAGGCUGGGCGGCUCUGCCCUGGCACAAUGUUAUGGACAACUUGGAGACUGCAGUCCAGAUCUGGAUCACCCAGAUAAGCUUUCUGCUUGCUUCAACACCACCCAGACACUGAUUCAGGAUCGAUUGCUGACCGCAGGACAUGAUGUCAGUGACGGAGGGCUUAUUUCCUGUUUGCUAGAGAUGGCCUUUGCGGGGAAUUGUGGGAUAGAGGUGGACUUGCCUUUUGAGGGUGUUCAAGUGAUGGAGGCUCUGUUUUCAGAAGAACUAGGUUUGGUUUUGGAGGCGUGUGAAAGUAAUGCAUUGAGUGUCUGUCAAAGAUACAAAGAAGCAGGUCUGCUCUGUCUAAGGAUUGGCACAACCUGUGGUUUUGGACCUGAUGCUAUGGUCAGAGUGUGUCUCCGUGGACAGGAAGUGCUAAAUGAGCGUGUUCCCACACUGAGGGCAUUAUGGGAAAGCACAAGCUUUCAGCUAGAGCGACUGCAGGCUAAUCCACUUUGUGUCAAGGAGGAGGAAGAAGGGCUUGUUUCUCGCACACAGCCUUACAUUAAACUCACCUUUGACCCCUCCCAAACACCCAUCAUUAAAGAUCCUGUUUUAGAAAAACCUUGUGUUGCUGUAAUAAGAGAGGAAGGCAGUAAUGGUGACAGAGAGAUGUCUGCAGCUUUGUUCAUGGCUGGAUUUGAGGUUUGGGAUGUCACAAUGCAGGACCUGUGUUCAGGCUCUACGACCCUUGACCCCUUCCGAGCUGUGGUCUUUGUUGGUGGAUUCAGCUAUGCAGAUGUGCUGGGGUCAGCUAAAGGGUGGGCUGCCACAGUGACCUUCAACCCCAGGGCUCGAGACGAGUUCAAGCGCUUCCGUAACCGUGAUGACACCCUGAGCCUGGGGGUUUGUAACGGAUGUCAGCUUCUGGGUUUGCUGGGCUGGGUGGGUGAGAGAGAGGAUGAAGGUUCUGAUGUUACUAUGACCCAUAACAAGUCGGGCCGGUUCGAGUCGAGGUUUGUGAGCGUGAGCAUCCUGCCCUCUCCAGCCAUCAUGCUAAAGGGAAUGGAGGGGUCUGCUCUGGGUGUGUGGGUCGCUCAUGGAGAAGGUCUGAUGCAGUUUCGUUCUUCAGCAGCUCAGCGGAGACUCAUCAAUGCCUCUUUAGCUCCUCUGCGUUAUGUGGAUGAUUCUGGCACCCCCACUGAAAUCUAUCCCAUGAACCCUAACGGUUCUGCACAAGGUGUUGCAGGCAUCUGCUCGGCAGAUGGGCGCCACCUGGCCAUGAUGCCCCAUCCUGAGCGGGCCGUGUUAGGCUGGCAGUGGGCCUGGGCCCCUCGGCACCUGAGGGGAUCACUGGAGCCCUCACCGUGGCUUAGUAUGUUCCGCAAUGCAGCAGUAUGGUGUCAGAGUGCAUAGAAAGGGGAAGAAAUACGGUACUAUGUGAUUGUUACUAAAUCUGCAAUAGCGUAGGAAUACUUAGCGUAAGAGUAUACCAAAUAGCCAAACUUAUAACAUGGAGAGUAAUAGGAGAUUGUGGAUGAUCUUGGCCUGAUCUUUACAGUUGAAUGUUUUAAUAACAGCAUUAGUUUGUUGUGUAAAUACAUUAAUGUAGAGUUAAUGUAUUAACAUUCUUGAUGGAAACUGCUGAAAAAAAUCAUAAGGGGCCUUUUGAAUCGCACUAUGGAGAAUUCCUUAGUUUGUGCCAAUUGUGACAAUUUCAACUUUUUUAGAAGAAUUGUUUCUUUACUAUAAAUAUACAUUCCAGAAAUGAUUGAUGGGAAAACAAAUCUUUAGUGAUAAAACACUACACGUAUUAUCAAGGCAUUAAAUUGAUACUUGAUACUUAA
Molecule: messenger RNA, 4504 nt
Organism: Triplophysa dalaica
Lineage: Eukaryota; Metazoa; Chordata; Actinopteri; Cypriniformes; Nemacheilidae
Gene: pfas
Product: phosphoribosylformylglycinamidine synthase
Exons: 29
Coding region: 129-4073 (1314 amino acids)
Biological process (GO): 'de novo' IMP biosynthetic process
Molecular function (GO): phosphoribosylformylglycinamidine synthase activity
Source: RefSeq, a predicted model, not a curated record